AAAAUACUUCUUUUAUGACUCGUCAAAAAAUGAUCGUUUAUUAUAAAACGCUCUUUUAUUGUAAAAUCAAAUGUUGAAAUCUUUUGUUGCGGUUGUUACUAACGAACAAUAUUAUUCUGGUUAUAUUUUAUUUAUUCGAUAAAGUUAAUAAUGCAACUAGAAAAUAAAAAAGAAGUUGGCUCAUCAAGCGCAGAAGCUAGCUCAUCGAGCGCAGAGGAAACGUAUAUUACAAAACCAAACUUUUCCAAAUAUUUUUUUAACAAGGAAUUUUCAGAAGUAAUAUCCAAGAAACAACAAUUUAGACGCGUUUCAAGCGAUUUUAAAAGUAUGUUGCAAGCAGAUAAACCUUCAUGUAUUAUUCCAACAAAAAAUACUGAGCAAGUAAAUGAAAAUUGUUUUGUAAACAAAAAUAUUGAGAUAAGUGAUAACAAUAACAAAUUUAUUGACACAAAUGGCGUCAAAUUUGAUGAUAAAAUCGUUUUAAAUUCCGGAAACAAAACGAGUGACUUGUGCUUAAGCAAGACAUUUGACGAUUUAAUAGAAAAACUAAACUGUCUGCAAUCUGAACUAAACGACACUAUAUUGAAAGAAACGCUUAUCAAUACUGACAAAAUUUCAGAUGAAAUGCUACACAAAAGAAGUUUUAGCGACGUAUCUUCUUGCUUUAACAAAGAAACGUUAUAUCAAAGCAAAAGCAAAAACGAGUUUAACUGUUCGUUUGAAAAGUCGAAAAAUGCAGACAAAGUAUCAUGCUUAGAUUCUUUGUGCAUCAAAGACACAAACUUGGGUAUCUUUUAUGGCUCGUUUGAUGAUUCUGAGACAAACUCAAAUUUUUCAACCAAAAAUGGAAGUCUUAGCGUGGGAGAUUUGACUUCUUAUGAGUUUUAUGAUCAAUCUGAUGUUUUUAGAGAUAGCGACGUUGCCGAUGGUGAAAUCAGCGACGCAAGUGAUGAAGUAAAUCAACAAACAAACAAACCAAAAAGGUUAUCCAAACGCUCGUUUAUUGGCGAAAGCGUAAGCGUUGACAUUUACAACGAAGAUGAAGGUUAUGUUUCAAAUAAAAGUAGACGCAAUGGUUUAAAUUUGGAUUCAAAUAGCGACGAAGACGAGUUUUUAACGGAUUUAAUUGAAUUCAAAAAAAAAUAUGAAAAGUCUAAACAUUCUGCCAUACGUAUUGCAAAAUCAGUUGAAAAUAUUUUACGUUUAGACAAAACAAACUGGAACAGAAAUCGGUCGAUGAGCGAUCCAAAAAGUCCUAAAGGUGCAAAUGAUCCUAAAAGUACAAAAUUUUUCAAGAAAAGGAUUUUUCUGAAACAGGAUAAGCAACACACGGCUGAUUCAACUGAGUACUCUCAUGAUACGAACAAUCAUAAAAACAGGAGGCUAAGCAUUUCGUUAAUAGAAGACACAGCAAAAAAAUUAUCUGGAAUAAAUGAAAUUUAUUUAGACGAACAUGGUCAUGUUAUCAAAAAAGUAAAAAUAAAAAAAUUGCAAGGACAAUCUCUUGGAUUUUUUAUUCGAUCGGGAAACGGUAUGGAUAGUAAUCACAAAGGCAUUUUUGUUUCUCGAGUUACUCUAGGAAGUUUUGCUGACGUUAACAAUUUACUUUAUGCUGGCGAUGAAAUUUUACGUGUAAACCAGAAUGAAGUUAAUAACCUUUCUUUGGAAGAAAUAGUGGCAAUGAUGCAAGAAUCAAAUGAUUUAUUCAUAGAAACAAAAUCAGCUUUGCCUUUACCCAUGCAUUCAAAGCCAAAGUUUCAUAAAACUGAUUCAUCGUGUCUAAAAUCUUCCUACACUCUCUCGGUUGAUAAUUUACUAAAUAAAACAUCAAAGAAUGAUUUAACUCGCAGUUUCAGUGUACAAUCUGGAAAAAUAACAUCCGAACCAAACAGUUAUGAAUCGUUACUUAAAAAAUAUAAAGAAUUUGAAAGUUAUGCUUCAUCUAAAACUAGAGGAAAAAAUGAAAUCAAAUCGCAAAAAAGUACCCCUGAGCGAAAUCUUUCAAAAAGUAAACACAACAAUAUUGGUUCGUUAUCAAACCUUGGGGCAAAUUGGUUUUACAAAACCGUAGAUAUUGAUACUUCAUCUUUAUCAGAUUCAAACGAGGAUAUUCGAAUAUAUGAUAGUGACAAAAUAGAUUCAGUGCAAAGAAAACAUUAUACUGGAAGUCUCAAUAUUUCUAUUCACAAAAUAACCGGUUGUCGAGAGCAAGGUUGGUUUUCGUGUAGCUUAGAAAUUGACGGUGAAGCCAAAGCAAACACAUCGUCAAGAAUAAUGGAGGAGAAUUUAGAAAUUGAAGAAUCAUUUGAAAUUGAAGUCAAUCAAGCUGUAUUAAUAGAACUGAAAUUGUUCUUAAAUAAAAAAGAAAAGCCGAGCGAUGUUGGUAAAAUAUAUUUAGGAAAACUGUUUGCUUAUGAAAACCAAGCUCAAAUAAUAUUGAAAACUGAUAAAUAUGGAAUAAAAUUAAAAUUGACCCUUGAGUUCAUAGAAAUUGAAAGUUUUUUAAAACGUGCACCAUCAAGACGCGUAAAAGGUGUGUUUGGUUUCAACAUAGCGCAAACACUGAUCGAUGACGGGAAUACUAUUCCUCUUAUAGUUAGAAAGUGCGUCGAAGAGAUUGAGACGAAUGGUCUUUCUUUAGAAGGUAUUUAUCGCAUCAGUGGGAAUGCACGAAAAAAAAAAAUUCUGCGCGCAAAAUUUGAAGAAAAAAACUUUAGUAACGAUGACGUAGAAGAGUUUGACUGUCAUGUGUUUUCAGGCGUUCUAAAAGAUUACCUUAGGGAGUUGCCUCAACCUUUAAUUUCUCAAAAACUAUUUUUAAAGAUAUAUGAAAAGUCACUUCAAAACGAUAGAAAAAGUUACAACGACGCUGUGUUAUUAGACGCAAUGAGGAGUGUUCACUACUCCAACAGAGCGACACUAAUUUACAUUAUAGAACAUUUGUUAAGAGUAGCUUCUAAAAAAGACGAAAACAAAAUGGAUUUUAAAAAUUUAGCUGUCUGUUUUGGUCCUGUGAUGAUGUGUCCUCCAUCUCAAACUUCUGCAAUGCUAGACUUCAAGAAACAAGUUGAUGCCUUAGAGUAUCUACUUGAAAUUUGGCCUAAAUCAGCCCCCCAAAAUCAAGUUUAAUUAUGGUUUUGAAGAAAGCAGAAUUAAUACAAUGACAAAAUUGAAUUCUUUAAUUCUUAAAUUUGAAACUUUUUAAAUUUUUAACUUUGAAACAAAUUAGAUAUAGCAUUUGAAUUAAUUAACAAAGUAGAUAACGCAUUUUUUUACGUCGAUAAACAAAAAAGAUUAAAAACUAUUUUUGUUAAUCAUAAAUAAUAAUAUGUAAAAUAAAAAUACAUUUAUGGGUUUAAAAGUUUUACUUCAAAACGUUUUUUGUGUGCUUGUAUUUUAAAGUAUAUUUAUUUUAUAUUUAUUUGUGAAUAUUUUUUUUAAACAUGUAAAAAAAAAUGUAAAAAUUUUAAUAAAUAAACCAAUUAUCUAAAUUUAUUAAAA
Molecule: messenger RNA, 3501 nt
Organism: Hydra vulgaris (swiftwater hydra)
Lineage: Eukaryota; Metazoa; Cnidaria; Hydrozoa; Anthoathecata; Hydridae
Biological process (GO): signal transduction; regulation of Ras protein signal transduction; cell migration
Cellular component (GO): synaptic membrane
Molecular function (GO): GTPase activator activity; protein binding
Source: RefSeq, a predicted model, not a curated record